Musa acuminata AAA Group (dessert banana) is the source of this 3442-nucleotide messenger RNA. RefSeq names its product AP2-like ethylene-responsive transcription factor AIL7. The coding region runs from base 2456 to 3232 and encodes 258 amino acids. The transcript has 7 exons. The record is from RefSeq and is a predicted model, not a curated record. Gene Ontology annotation, molecular function: DNA binding; DNA-binding transcription factor activity. Gene Ontology annotation, biological process: regulation of DNA-templated transcription. Lineage: Eukaryota; Viridiplantae; Streptophyta; Magnoliopsida; Zingiberales; Musaceae.
ACAUCUUCUUGAGUGGACUUGUCACAGUAAGACAAAGUCAUAACCUGAUUAGUUCAAGAUGAAAGAAGGGGUACGCUUGAGCCCAAUGAGCUUACAACAGCUUGCAGCCUUGUCACAACUAGAUUUUGUCAGUAUUGAUUCGAUUGUAUUACGUCCAAGUUCGUCUCAUGUUAAAGCUGAUCGAAUCCAACCCGACCGAGUAAGAUCAAAGCUAAACAUUAUAUAGUUCGAAUUCUAAUUCAAAGCGAAAUAAUCAGAUAGGAAAUAGGUUUUGGACAGCAGAAUAGAAAACAGAAGACAAAGCAAUAAAUCCCAAACAAGCAGAUUGAUGAAGCGCAGCGCAGGGCCCGGAGAGCACUUAACAAGACGACAAGUCCAUCCCCUUCUCUUCUUCUUUAACGUCAUCAGAUGCUGCCUUACCUCUCUCUCUUCACCGGAACAUCCGCAAAGCUGCUGCUGCUGCUGCUGCUUAAAGACCGAUUUCCUUGACCGCAGCAGCCGCGAGCGAAAAAGCGGACCGCACUCCACCAGUCCAUCCACUCCACCACGUAGUACUUGGACCAUAUUAAUUACACAGCACUUCUACAGUGCUGAGCCUUUUUUGUCGUUCCCUCCCAUCUUCAUCUCUCUCCGUGAUCCCCUCAUAUACACGUCCACCGGUUCCAUUCUGCACCGGAAGCCGAAUUCCAACCCUAAUCACUGCAGAGCGAGCUAGAGAGAGAUAGAGAAGGAGAUGGGCCACAACUGGAUCUCCUUCGCGUUGCCGCACAUGGAGAUGCUCCUCCGACCCUGCAGCUACGACCUGCAGGCCUCCGCCGCCGCCUCCUCCUCCUCCUCCUCCUCCUCGGACAACAACGUCGGCGCUUUUGCCUACGGCUACCAGUACGUUCUUCCACCGGCCCCCGCCCCCUCGGAGCUGAAGAUGGAGGUUCUCCUGGGAGGAGGCGUCGGCGGCGCCCUCCGCUCCGAGUUUCUGACUGCUGACGGUCGGGACGGGUCGUCGGCGGUCGUUCGAGGGGCCGGGGAGGUGGCCGCGCCGGUGGGGCUGAAGAAAGCGACGGCGUCAGCGGCCGCUGGCCAAAGGACGUCGGUCUACAGAGGGGUGACCAGGCACAGGUGGACGGGGAGGUAUGAGGCGCACUUGUGGGACAACACGUGCAGGAGGGAGGGCCAGAAGCGCAAGGGACGCCAAGGUAUACGACUCCCUUCUUCUUCUUCUUCUUCUUCUUCUUCUUCUUCAUGCCAAUUCUCCUCGAGAAUUAAGUAGAUUUGGUAUUGCAUGCUUGUUAAUUACGCCAGAUUAGGAUUAUAAGUCGGCUUGUGAUAGCAGUCGGCCACGUAGAUAUCAAACAUAUGAUGAGUGCGCUCAUACUUUGCGAUGGAUCCUUCCACAUACGUAAUUGAUGGCUCGGGGCAGAGAUAUAUCGGCACUCGAUAGUAUCCAUGAUGGAAAACGUUGCGCAGUACCACAACAUGGUACGGCCGGCCACAACAACGACGCCCGGAUCUGGUUGCGCUUUGUCCGCAAGAGGCUGCCGCUUCCACGAUAAUCUAGUGUUCUGGUGCCAUGAAACCAGCGUCUCUGUCUCUCGCAGUCACACAUCCACCCUCCUUCACCUGGAGAGAUCUCUAGGAAGACCUGAAACACCUAUUUCUUUGGGAGAGAGUCCUGCUGUUUAGGAUCAGGCAUCAGAACACUACAUGCAAUGACCUGUGCAUGUGCAUGGAUCAGUAGCUGGGAAAAGUGUGAUGCGAGCUGUAGGAUCGAUAUCUCUUGCCGAUCCAGUGAUACUCGAUGUGACAACACGCAGCUUUCAUCUGCUUGGAAAAGAAGAAUGGCGUCCUCUCAUCGAUGAAGAAGUACACUGAUACCCCUUUUCAGUGGGGGGGCUUCUCGCAUGUCAAAUCUCCUGGCUCCCAGUAUCUUUGACCGGAGCUCAAACCCAGCAAAGCUCCCAUGAGUCACUGCAACAGACCGUGAAUCAAAUGCAUUGGCCCCCUGGGCUCUCUCAUGCGCUUGCCGCUGUAGCAUUGCACUGCUGCUUCUUUCUGUCCUUGUGGCCAACUUAAGAUUCAGAUGCAUUUGAUCACCCAAAGGUCGUUCUUGUGAAACCCCCAUCAAUCGCACUAUUGGUGAUGAUUCUGACAUUACAUGGUUGCAUGUGCAUUCAGUUCUUAUUAUAUUACACUAUAUAAAUAGUGGUGAGCCCAUGGAGGUUAAACUAUUGAUGCAUCAGUAUACAGUCAAAGAUGGAUCACCAAGUUAUGAAUUCUGUUCUUAGGCUCCAGUUAAGAAUGACCCAUUGAAGCUGUCUGAUAUGCUAAUCAAAGAACUACAUUUAAUUGUAAACUACAGUUUUGGAACUUACAUGAUGAGAACUCAUGAGAAUUGUGAGCUUUUGGUGUGUUUGCUAUUCUGCUGAUACAAGUUUUGUUUCAUUUUGCAUGUAUGUGAAUGUGCUCUGUUGGUCAUAUCUGUGGCUACUCUUCAGUGUAUUUAGGUGGAUACGACGACGAAGAGAAAGCAGCAAGGGCUUACGAUCUUGCAGCUCUGAAAUAUUGGGGUCCUACUGCUGCGACAAACUUUCCGGUGUGCAUUUACAGCAAGGAGAUUGAGGAGAUGAAAUGCUUGACCAAGCAAGAGUUCAUUGCAUCAAUAAGAAGAAGAAGCAGUGGAUUCUCAAGGGGUGCUUCUAUCUAUAGAGGAGUGACAAGGCAUCAUCAACAUGGCCGGUGGCAAGCAAGGAUAGGUCGUGUUGCUGGAAAUAAGGAUCUUUACCUUGGCACGUUUGCAACGGAAGAAGAAGCUGCAGAGGCGUACGAUGUGGCGGCAAUCAAGUUUCGCGGCCCAAACGCUGUCACCAACUUCGAGCUCAGUAGAUACGACAUGGACGCCAUCGCAAACACUGAUCUUCCGAUCGGAGCACCCGCCAAACGGAUCAAGCAGACUCCACAGGCCAACGAUGACCAGCUUCCUUUUGAUAGAUCGGGCAACGGACAACAUCUCAGCAACGUGACGCCGCCCCUCCUACAUAACCUCGUUCAGCUUCACUGCCCUCCUGGCUUCUCGCCCGGUCUGACAUGCUGCAAUUUAGAAGAGAAUGACGCCGCCGAUGCCUGCAGCCAAAACUUGUUCUUCCUCACCGCGAAUGAUCGGCUCAAGAAUCAAGUUAUCAACAUGCAACCGGAGAGGGCUGGCAAUCUCCAACUGAGACACCUUACUUCCCAGUAACGCAGCCAGCUGACUGCAGUGCGGAGCGAAUCCAUGCAAUUUUGUAGAGCAAGUGGUGUUAUAAUCAAUGCGACAUGGAUCUUCUCGUAGGCAAGUGAUUUGUAUGUUGUUAAUGAAUCAGAUCUGGAAGCACACUCAGCUGGUUGAGAUCAUUAAUCUACUGUAAUUUUGAAUGACAAUGUGCAACUGUGGAUUGACUGCUGUUGAAUC